CCAACCCCAGUGUUCAACUAGGUGUAGCUGAGUUCGUUUGCUUGCUACAUUUUCUGAAAUCCACGAAGCUGCGCAACUUGUCAAACGGACACAAUUUUUUUUCUCCUCAUUUCAUCAUUGCGGGGCUGGGUUUACGCAACUGUCUGGUGGAGGGAUUUAAGGAACAGCUCGAGGCUUGAAAAGUGUCUAUAUUAAUUUUUGAUUCGAAGUCGAACAACUUCUAUUAAACGGAUGCUGCACAUAAAUCCUCGCUUCAAUACUGACGCUGCACAGGUACUAUCCUAUCGCAUUCUGGAAAAAGGACUCAAGAUCGUGUCAUAUUUUGUUGUUAAUGGUAGAUGACACUGACUUACUCAGCGACAUUUACAUUCGACCAGUAGAUUUUAAUCAGUGUAAAUUAUAACCAAACACAAUGGCUGACAAAGCUUCUAAACAUUCCAAGAGCAACAAAAAGUCAGGGGAGACAAACGGUGUUGUAUUACUGCUGAACGUCAAGACUCUGGAUCAGCCGACCAGCGCACUGAAUGUUGAGGAAGUGCAUGUAAAUAUUGGAUAUGAAAAGGACAAUACCUCUUCCCUAAAUCAAAAAAUCAGCACUCCAGUACAUGAAGCUGACCAGUACAGUAAUGUUCAAACGACAGAAGAGAUUGCUCUGAAUGCCUCACAGCCUCGUGGUGAUACUCAGAAAGAGGUGUCAUCUCCUGGACAAGAAAUUAGCAUUCCACUGGAUGAAGCUGUCCAGUACAAUGAUGAUAAAAUCCUUGAGAUUGUUCCAAAGCAUUCGACUGUACUGACCGAGAGUGAUGACGACAAAAGUUGGAGGAUGCCUGUUGAUAUUUUUUCCUCAAAGAAACAAAGCAAUUACAAAAAAUACUCCAAGAGAUUAAAGUCUUACUAUAAAGCCCAGGAUGAACUCAUUUCUGCCUAUGAGGAAAUCACUCAGCCUAUUGAUGUUCAGUCAUCUGCUGAGGUUGUUUCAAAUGCUGGCCUUAAAAAAGCUGCCCUGUUUUCAAAGAUAACCCUAUUCAUCAAUUUCUUACUGCUUGUUGGCAAAGCUGUGGCUAGUGUUCUAUCUGGUUCUAUAUCCAUUAUAUCCAGCUUGCUUGAUUCCUGCUUGGACCUUGUAGGUGGUAGUAUCAUGUGGUGGGCCACGAGGGCAGUGAAGCGACGUGAUCCAUAUGAUUAUCCACAGGGGCGCACAAAAAUUGAGCCAGUAGCCAUCAUUAUUUUGUCUGUUUUCAUGUGGCUUUGCUCUGCCUUUCUCAUUAGAGAAGCCAUUGAAAAAAUUGUAGGCUUAAGUGACAUGUCAUCAAGUCUACCAACUGUUCAAGCUCCUACAUUUGCUAUUGCUGGAAGCACAGUUGUGAUAAAGCUUAUUCUUUUUUUAGUGUGCAGAAAAGUUAACUCUCCAAUAGUCCAGGCUUUAGCUCAAGAUCACAGGAAUGAUGUCAUGUCAAACUCUGUGGCCAUUGUGUUUGGCUACCUUGGCUCUGAAAAUUUUUACGAAGUUGGGAACAUGUAUGGAUUUUCAUACCUUGAUCCCAUAGGUGCAAUGCUGAUCAGCUUAUACAUUAUGUACAAUUGGACAAUCACUGGGAGAGAACAAAUGAAGCUCCUUACAGGCCAUACUGCUCGGCCAGACUUCAUAAGUAAGUUGACCUGGAUUUGCUUCAAUCACCAUCCACUAAUUCAACACAUUGACACAGUCAGGGCCUUUCACUUUGGCAACAACUUUCUGGUUGAGGUGGACAUUAUACUGCCAAUGGAAAUGACUUUAAAGGAAGCCCAUGACAUAGGAGAGAGUCUCCAAAGUCGACUGGAGAAUGUAGCCGAAGUAGAAAGAGCAUUUGUUCAUUUGGAUUAUGAGUUUACCCACAAGCCAUAUUCUGAACACAAAAGAGUUUAAAGGAUGCAGGCAGAAGCCUCAUUAAGACUUACUUUAAAAAUCCAAAUAAAUACUUUAUGUAUACAUUCUUUAUCGCAUAAAGUCCUUAUUUUCAAAAUCACAAUGUUCCAUUUUGUAUUAAACAACUCAUGUCAACUUUAUAUAUGUAUGUUGUUCUAUUUUUUUUAACUAAAAACUGUUAACAUAUAAGAUACAUAAAUUCAAAUUUUACUGUAAAUUCUUUUUUAUCUAUGUUCAUCUUGGUAUUAGUUAGAUUUAGGAUCGGUGUCUACAUAAUGCUUUUUCUUUUCUCUUUUUGUAUCAUUAUUAUUAUUUUACAUGUGAGCUUAUAGAAAUUCUCUGAUGCUGCUAGGCUCAAUAAUCAUAUAAGAAAAAAUAAUAAUUUACUAAUAAUUUGAAGCUCUCUUAAGUGACCACCAAGGAGCAGCAAUACUGCUAUUUAAAGGACAAUUACAAUUUACUUAAUUUGAUAUAUACAGGGUACCAAAGAUGACUCCAAGGUCUCUUGUUACCACAAUGUGAUUUCUUUUUUAAGUUAUAAACGUUUCACCCAAUAACAAAGUCAAUGAAUUAAAUAAAAAAAUGAUGUCUAGAAGAAGCAGUCUUAUCUAUUUUCUAAAGUAAUAAUUGCUAAACACAUUUUUAGGACUUUAAAAACCCGACUUAUGCCUAAAUAAUUUAAAGUUUAAGCUUGAUCAAGUGUAUAUAAAUGUUAGAGGCUUGUUUUAGCAGCAAUAUAUAUAUUUUUUUUUUUGGUGGGGGGGGGGGGGGAAUCCUGCACUGUUUUUGUAGAGUGCAAAUCAGUAUUAAAAAUACCAAGUAAAAUAUAUAUGUAUAAAAAAAUAUAUUAGUGAAUUCUAUUUUAGCAAACUAAACCUGUUAUUGAGACUGAAAUAAUGGCAGAUCUAUGAUAUAUAGUGUAGGAGAAACCAAUAAGCCUUAUAUUAAUAUUAAUGACAUUUUUUGUGACAUUAUAGUCAUACUGCAUUUCACAAAUAGAUUUUUCUUUAAUGUGAAAUCAUUACUUUUUAUUUUGAAUGUGAUUUUAAAUGUUAUAAAACAGCUGUUUUUAUAAGGCAAAAAAAAAUGCACAAUGUAUUCCUCACAACCAAAAUUAAUUGACCCAUUAUAUUUAUAAAUGGUAAAAAAAACAGUUACAGAGGGGACCUAAUAUUGUAAUUGUUGGCAGCAUUCAGUCAUAGAACGACUAUAAUUCAUCUUGAACACUUUUUCAUGUGACUGUGGAGCCCUAUUUUGGAGAGAUACUCCCAUCCACAUAUAUCGCAUAUAUUGUAAUAAUAUUAUGCUUCAAUUAUGAAAGGACUGUGGGAAAAUAAACAAAAGCACACAUUGCUAAUACAUUGAAAGUUUGUUAAAAAAAAUAAUAAUUUUCUUUAUAUAAUUUUUUUUAAUUUACUGCUGAUCAGCCUGUACAUAUAUAUAUAUAUAUAUAUAUAUAUUACAUAAAACACAAGUAAAUUUAGUAACAGUUGAAUGCCUAGUAAUAUCUUAUUUCCAUUGUGCAUGAUUCAAAGGAGCUGUUAAAAUCCAUACAUAAAAUGUGACCUAUUGUUUUUAUUAUUAAACAUUCAUUUGACAUAGAUUUCAAUAGACAAAACAUGUCAUUUAUUAUUGCAUUGUUGUUUUCCUGUGGUAUGAUCAAAACAGUAUAUAAAAUAAAUAUAUAAGACUUUUAA
Molecule: messenger RNA, 3603 nt
Organism: Biomphalaria glabrata
Lineage: Eukaryota; Metazoa; Mollusca; Gastropoda; Planorbidae
Exons: 6
Coding region: 413-1906 (497 amino acids)
Biological process (GO): monoatomic cation transport; transmembrane transport
Cellular component (GO): membrane
Molecular function (GO): monoatomic cation transmembrane transporter activity
Source: RefSeq, a predicted model, not a curated record